CUGUUAUAAAAUUAAGUUCCGGUGAAGUCUUCUUUGUAUGGAUAGUUAAAAGUCUUACCCCUAAAUAAGUAUGAUAGGCAUCUAAAUUGGCUGUUAGACCUAUAGUUCUUGACUUAAAAUGAUCUAGAGUCAAAAUCUGGUAAUUACUGGAAUCAAUUAACUGGAAGCUGAUAUUAUAGAUGCUCAUCCAACUUGAAACAAUAGUAGUGCAAGUGAGCUGAAAAUUUGAAUUUAUCUCAUGUAUAUAAUCUUAUGUCAUGCAACAAUGCUUGUUAUUUGUAAAAUUAUAGGAUGGUUUGAAGAUGGGGAAGUCAUUAGGAAAUACAACUGAACCAAACGACUUGGUUCAUAAAUUCGGGUCUGACGCGGUGAGGACCGUGAGGUACUUCUUCGUCAGGGAGGUGGAAUUUGGUAGUGAUGGGGAUUAUUCAGAAGACCGUUUUAUCAAUAUUGUCAAUGCGCAUCUUGCCAAUUCAAUUGGAAAUCUGCUUAUCCGCACUCUGGGGCUUCUUAAGAAGAAUUGCCAACCGACUUUGAUAAUCGAUUCAAGUAUUGCAGCUGAAGGAACCACAUUCAAGGACACUGUGGAGAAGUUGGUCGAAAAAGUUCGGGUUGAUUAUGAAAACCUCUCACUGUCAUCUGCUUGUGAGGCUGUUCUUGAGAUCAGCAAUGCUGGAAAUUCAUACUUGGAUGGGCGUGCACCAUGGUCUCUCUUUGAGCAAGGGGGUGCUGCAAGUGAUGCUGCUGCAAAGGACCUUGUGAUAAUAUUAGAAGCAAUGAGGAUAAUAGCAGUUGCAUUAUCCCCUGUCACACCAAGUUUAAGUUGGAGAAUUAAGGAUCAGUUUGAUGCUGCUACCUGGAGUGACACCAAGUGGGGUGGGCUUAAAGGGGGUCAGGUCUUGGCUCAACCUCAACCAAUCUUUGGAAGAAUUGAAAGCAAGGCAGAGGCAGAAAAUGGAAUGGAAUCACCAAAAAGAACAAGUUACCACAACCCCAGCAGGUGGUUUGAAGCGUAA
Argentina anserina (silverweed cinquefoil) is the source of this 1016-nucleotide messenger RNA. Its product is annotated as methionine--tRNA ligase, chloroplastic/mitochondrial-like. Gene Ontology annotation, biological process: methionyl-tRNA aminoacylation. Gene Ontology annotation, molecular function: methionine-tRNA ligase activity; ATP binding. Gene Ontology annotation, cellular component: chloroplast stroma; mitochondrion. The record is from RefSeq and is a predicted model, not a curated record. NCBI's taxonomy places the organism in Eukaryota, Viridiplantae, Streptophyta, Magnoliopsida, Rosales, Rosaceae.